This is a messenger RNA of Populus trichocarpa (black cottonwood), 2473 nucleotides long. RefSeq lists its product as uncharacterized. Bases 103 to 2274 code for a protein of 723 amino acids. The record is from RefSeq and is a predicted model, not a curated record. NCBI's taxonomy places the organism in Eukaryota, Viridiplantae, Streptophyta, Magnoliopsida, Malpighiales, Salicaceae. The transcript has 3 exons.
AGAUUUUUUUUAGAGAUAUCCACUUUCACUUUUCGUCUUACAGAACAGUUUCUUCAGGGUUCAUCGAGAGAAACUAGUUUCCACUGCUGAGGAAAACAUACAAUGCUUAAGCAAUUCCCUGAAGAAGUCUUAAAUUUGUGGAACAAUUGGGAGAUUCGAGGAAUGGUUUUGCUUAGUCUCUUACUACAAACCAUCCUCAUCGUAUUUGGUUCUCGACGUAAGACCAUUGCCAGAAACUGGAUCAGGAUUCUCGUUUGGUCUGCAUACCUAUCAGCAGACAUGGUGGCAACUGUUGCCCUGGGUAAUCUAGCCAAGAGCCAAGGAGAUUCAUCAGGUGACGGUUCUAAAAAAGCAAACAAUUCCAUCCAGGCAUUUUGGGCACCUUUUCUACUCCUGCACCUUGGAGGCCCGGACACAAUCACUGCAUACUCGAUUGAAGAUAACGAGUUGUGGUUAAGGCACUUACUUGGUCUUGUAGUCCAAGUCGGAGUGGCUUUCUAUGUCUUCUCAAAGUCUUGGCCUAGCGGUAUCCUCGCAUUCAUAGCGAUUCCACUGUUCAUUGUUGGCAUUGUAAAGUACGCAGAGAGGACUUGGGUGCUCUGGUCUUCAUGCUCCAAGAGUUUGAAAAACUCUAAUCUCUUUGAUUUUUGGCGUUCUUAUCAUCUGAAGAGAAUAAAAGAAAUUGGUCUACGAGCUCUGCAGGGAAACUAUCUUCGUCAAGCUUAUAUUUUUUCUUAUAUAUCCAGGUCUAUGAUGCAGGAUCUUGUCCCUAGCCUUGUGGAUCUAAUGCUCAGCCAGUUGCUUAUGUCCAAAUAUUCCGCUGGCGGUGCCUUCAAGGUGGUAGAGAAUGAGCUUGGAUUAAUAUAUGAUAUGCUUUAUACUAAAGCGCCCCUGAUUUACUCUCGUGCCGGGAUCAUUCUUCGCUCUAUCAGCUUUCUGCUCACUUUCACUGCGUUUAUUACCUUCGAAGUCAAGACUGAGAAGCAUGCCUACUCAACGAUCGACUUUACAAUCACGUAUUUAUUGUUUGUUGCCGCUGUUUUUCUCGAGUUUUAUGCUUUUUUAUGCCUUGUUUUGUCUGACUGGACACUGAUUUGGUUGACUGCUGAAGGAGGGAACGCCCUGACUAGUGCUCUUUAUUCUCUGAUAAGGAAGUUAACUAGAAGCGAGAGGUGGUCGAGAUCCAUAUCACAGUAUAACCUGAUAAGCUCUUCCAUUGAAAGCAAGCCACCUAAAUGCUUGGAAUUUCUGGGAAUCGAUGAAAUGAUGAGGCAGAUGAAUGUGAAUCGGAAAGAGAUGAAUGGUGGACUGCAAGGUUUUAUUUUCGGACACCUCCAAAAGAACUCUCUGAAGAUUAAGGAAAAUUUCAAUUUCAUUGAUAAGAAUUUCAGAAGAAAAAUAAUUGGUCAGAGAGGAGAUGGCGUGCUGGAAAGAGAGGGACUGUUACAGGACUUGAAGUGGAGCACAACUGAAGUGGAAUUCAGUCGAAGCAUUCUUGUCUGGCAUCUCGCAACAGAGAUUUGUUAUUGUGUUGAUAAAGAUGCAAACAAUGUCCCCUCAGAAUAUGAAACAAGCAGAUGCCUAUCUGAAUACAUGAUGUAUCUUUCGGUGAUGAGACCAGAUACACUCUCCCAAGGAUUCGGUGAUGAGGGAUAUCUACAUUCCUUGCGAGACUUGGAUAGCAUAAGCAAGGGGGAAGCUCCCACUAAAAGCCCGGCGGCGACAAGCAGGGAGGAAGUUGUAGAUGCAAUUCUGUUCUACUAUGAAUCAUAUGUUAUUGAUGAUAUACGGUUUCAAUUUCGCUGGAAAGAAACCAAGUCAGCGGUAGCUGGUGGGGAUAGGCUCGCCAAGCAAUUGCGUUUGCUGGGAUUUAAGAAGCGAUGGGAGAUAAUCGAAGAAGUUUGGAUGGAAAUGCUUGCUUAUGCAGCAGCUCAUUGUCCAUGGAAAGAACACGCUCAACAACUGAGAAGAGGUGGAGAGUUGCUCACCCAUGUCUGCUUUCUCAUGCUACAUCUUGGUUUGAGCGAACAGUAUGAAUACAAUUCAUUAAAAGACGACAUGCGUGGUCAUGAUCUGGAAUUGCCAUGGGAGGAAGAAGAAUAUCGUGAGGCCAUUGAUAGAUAUUUGAGAGGUAAUGCAGACAUGUCACUGUCAAGUUCCAAUGAGGAGGUGAAAGAACUGAAAAGGAUGGUAGCAUAUAAAGACGAAGAGCUUGAGCGUAAAGAGCGAGAGCUUGAGCAGUUGAGGUCUUUUUUAGUUGCAUCAACUCCAUAGCAUGGGAUUCAUGCUCUUUAAGGAAGCUCACCAGCAUGCACAAACUGAUGAUCAAGGGAUUAUUCAAUCUUUAUCAAAUAAUAAGAUGAGUUGAGUCUUCAAAUAAGAGUACUAUGUUGUAUCCGUAUAUAGUCAGAAAAAACAUGAGCAAAACAUUUGUGUUUAUCAAUUGAAGAAUAAAAAUACUAAUUUAUUAAUA